Molecule: messenger RNA, 1786 nt
Organism: Mus caroli (Ryukyu mouse)
Lineage: Eukaryota; Metazoa; Chordata; Mammalia; Rodentia; Muridae
Source: RefSeq, a predicted model, not a curated record
AUGUGCAAAAACUGGAUCUAUCUCAAGGUUGUUAUGAACAUCAACGGGGAGGGGUGGCUGUCGUCCCGAGCCCCCGCCCGCUCUUCCCAGGCCAGCUCGCACCUCGGAGGCCUCAGUGCCCCCGGGCUCUCCCUGCGGCGCCGGGUGCGGCCAACCUCCGCUUCCCCAGGGCAGGGCUCGGCUCGGGUCAGCGCAAUCAGCCCAGUCAGGCCCGGACCCGGCCGGCUCAGCCCGCCUGGCCACAGCGGCCCCUGGACCCCCGCCAGCGGGGAUGGGCGUGGGCCCGGCCGGCCACCGCCCCGCCGACAGGGACUCCAGAGGAGCGCGAGCCCCACCCGCGGCGCCGGCUCCCGACCUACCUGCAGGGGACGGGCGGGGACAGACGCCGGGGGGCUGCGGCCGGCCAGCGCGGCCCGACGCGGGGUCGCGAGGACCUGGCUCUCCCCUCAGCACCAGGCCAUCGCUGCCGCCGCCAUUUUGCCUUCCACUCCGUGUCGCCGCCGCCGCCGCCGCCGUCCGCCGCGGGUUUCCCGGAUGUGGGCAUUUCCCGGCGUCGCUUGCGCGGGGGCCGAGGACUGGGGGCUUCAGGCCGCCCCGCUGGGCCCCGGAGCUAGCGCUCCGUUUGUGGCCUCCCGACCGAGACUCACUCGCUCGCCCGCUUCCCUGAGCUGGGGUGAGUGUAGCCCAGAGAGUGGAGUCUGUACUACCAGGUUCUGGCUCUGCACGGAGACGCGGGCGCGUCGCGGCGAGCGUGGAUCGCACCAGGAAAGGGCGGUGAACGGCGCUCCGAGACCGCGGACGUCACGAGGCAAGAUGUCUAGGGCUUGAAUAAAACUCGAGUCUUCCAGAGCUGGGAGCGAAUGUGGUUUUGGAACAAGCCAGAUGGAGUGUUCUUAAAACUGGACCUGUGGAUUUGCAGAGUUCGGUCCAGCGGAUCUGCAGGAGAGGUCAUUGUAGCCAUAACGAGUAACGGGGCCGCUGUCAGAAGUUCAGUUUCUCUUGAAAUUGAAUCUGCUGUUCGGGAUGCAUCACUGACUUUGGUCUUUUAAUGCAUUGUUCUCUUUUGCGGGGGAUUAGGUCCAGGUAGAGGAUCUCUAGGCCGCACCGGGUGGGCCAAAACUCCCAUUCUCCUACCUCACUCCACCUUUCCUAGUGCUGAGAAUCUAAAUGGUGCUAACCAACACUGGGCUGUCUAUCCCCUGUAAAUAUAAACACAGUCCCCAGUUUUGCUGGUGGGUAAUACAUGCAAUUAUUAUUAUUAUUUUUCAGAUACUCUAUUUUGUCCUAGACCAAAAAAGUCAGAACGUUGACAUCCCAGUGUAACCAGGAAUUGAACCAUGCUAUGCCAGUGCUCUACCACUGAGCUGUAUCCUCAGAACAUUUUAUAGUUUUCAUUGCCACUGGGCCUCACUGUUAUCUGGACUGGCUUUGAACUUGUGAUCCUUCAGCCUCAGUCUUCAAGGUAGCUGUGAUAACAAGUCUGCUCCAUGAAGCUCAGUUCUGCUUUUUUUCUGAGAUACUGUAUCCAAAAGUUCAACUAUGAAAACCUCUGAUGGUCAAAUUUAGAUGACAAGGAAAUAUUUUAAUGUAGUUACUGCCACUGCUUUAGCUCUGUUGUCAUAGUAAAAUCCCUAAUGUGGCUUCAGCCCCACUAUGCUGUUGGGAUCAUCAUCCUACAGACCAAGGUCCCUACCUUGUGCUUUGGUAGGUAGGUACAAUUUUAAGAGACAUAUAAUUCAAUGGACUAUGUCUGCUAAUUUGAACCAUUAAAAAUAUUUUAAGCACA